This is a messenger RNA of Poecilia reticulata (guppy), 485 nucleotides long. The record is from RefSeq and is a predicted model, not a curated record. Lineage: Eukaryota; Metazoa; Chordata; Actinopteri; Cyprinodontiformes; Poeciliidae.
UGCAACCUAUGUUAUCCUCUCCAAAUAUCAGAAAGUUUCAAAGAUGUGUAGAAUAAAUUAUGUUAUUGGUGAUCUGUUCACCGCUUCAAAUCACGAAUCGUUAGCGCACUGUGUUAGUCGAGAUUUGCGAAUGGGGAAGGGGAUCGCUGUAUUAUUCAAAAAUAAUUUUGGCUGCACGUCAGAAUUAAAAGAGCAGAGUGAGUUAUUGGAAAAGCUGGUGGGACAGUGUGCGGUCCUUAUACAGGGUCAACGUUUCAUAUACUAUCUGAUUACCAAGGAAAAAGCAAGCCAGAAACCRUCAUAUAACGAUCUCAGACAGAGUCUGGAAGAUAUGAAAUCUCACUGCGUUGAAAAUAACGUGAAAAGAAUAGCAAUGCCACGGUUUGUAGAAAAACUUCUACGGAUAAAUACCCUUAAUUCUUCUCUAUUUGAAUAAUUGAACGCAUUGUUUUAUUUCCUUCAGAAUUGGAUGCGGCUUGGAUCGU